Messenger RNA from Drosophila hydei, 994 nucleotides. Its product is annotated as nucleoplasmin-like protein. Gene Ontology annotation, biological process: chromatin remodeling. The transcript is spliced from 3 exons. The record is from RefSeq and is a predicted model, not a curated record. Gene Ontology annotation, molecular function: histone binding; chromatin binding; RNA binding. Bases 94 to 555 code for a protein of 153 amino acids. NCBI's taxonomy places the organism in Eukaryota, Metazoa, Arthropoda, Insecta, Diptera, Drosophilidae. Gene Ontology annotation, cellular component: nucleolus; nucleoplasm; cytoplasm.
UCCCUAGUUGGUAGCUACCAUUUUGCAAAAGUUUUUGCUCAACACGUGCUCGGCGCUUGAAGUUUAGAUUUUAAACUAUAUCAAAUAAUUGAAAUGGCUGAGGAAUCAUUCUAUGGUGUCACCCUAAGCGCGGAAAACAACAGCGUCACCUGGGACGUUGUCGCCGAUGAGGACUAUGCACGCGGUCAGAAGCUGGUUAUCAAGCAGAUUCUGCUGGGCGCUGAGGCGAAGGAUAAUGAAUUCAACGUGGUUGAGGUGACCACAAUGAAGGAUUCUGUACAGAUUCCCAUUGCUGUAUUGAAGGCUGGCGAGACACGCGCAGUCAAUCCCGAUGUUGAGUUCUACGAAUCCAAGGUGACGUUUAAGCUGAUUAAGGGCAGUGGACCCGUCUAUAUACACGGCCAGAAUAUCAAGGAUGAUGUUGAGGUUGUUGAUAUGGAGGAGGAGGAUGAUGAGGAUGAUGGCGAAGACGACGAGAUUGAGCAUCCAAAGAAACGUGCCAAAAUCGAGCCGAAUGCUGAUGGCAAAAAUGCCAAGACCCCGAAGAAGAAGUAAAUGCCAAGCGUUGAAGAAGAGGAAGAAAGAUGUCUCUAAGCUAAAUCUGUAGAUUUUAAAAGUGUUUUAGGCCCUAUAAACAAUACAAUUACAAUACAUAACAUAACAUAACAUACGAUAUGUAAAACUUGCAACAUAUAUAUUACAACCUACUAUUUAGUUCCUUUCUCUGAGAUUCUUAAAAUCAGCAACAACAUUCAAUUCACUUACUAAAGUACUAUGAUUACUGAUGAUGUAUACAGACGACUAACACCUAUGCAAUAAGCCAAGUUAUGUAAACAGUAAACAGUGAACAGUGAACACCAGCGAAUAGUGAACCCUAUUUGAAGCACAUAUUUGUAUAUAAGUACUUUACAAAACAAAAAUAACUUCAAUUCAAGCUGAACUCUUAAAGCUGUACUCAAUUUUUAUACAUCAACAACAAAAAAUAAACACAAAC